GCAGGUGCCGAGCAAAGCAGCGAAAUUGAUUCUCGUCCCACAGUUCGGCACGCAGAAACAACAGCGAAUUGGAGAAGGCACACAAGCUAUACGGUACAGGACACGCAACGCUAGAACGUCCGCGUCAUGGCCUCUUCCGUGGCCCAGCUGCGAGUGAGCGUUCCCUGCCAAUUUCCUUCUUGCGAGGAACUCGGCAAGGCGGCCACUCAUCGGAGCGACCCAAACACUACGAGCGUGCUCGCCGACAGAUCGCCGGCGGGCGGAAGGACCGCGUGGUAUCGGUACGGCAUCUUCGUGUCCUCGCUGACUCUGGUGACGCUGGCGCUGGGGUUCGGACUGUCGCAUCUGUUGCGGCGGCAGCUCUUCGGCUGCAUGGACCCCGGCUGCUUCGAGGUGGCCACCACGCUGGGCAGCUCGCUGCAGGAUGCGCGCGGAGACCCCUGCGAGGACUUCUACGGCUUCGUGUGCGGCGGUUGGCAGCGCUCCAAUCCAGCGGCCGCCAACCACUUCCAGGCUCUUCAGCAGCGCGUAGCUCUGGCGGCCAUCGUCAGCCUGAUGCUGGAAGACGCAGACGGGCCCAAACUCACGGAUCGGGUGGCACGCCUCUUCCAGCGCUGCGCGCAGCUGGCGUUCAACGAGCAGCACCGACUGGGCGAGCUGCGAGAAUUUUUGGCGCGCUUCAAUCUCAGCUGGCCCAUGUCCCAACCCAGGUCCAAGUUGGAUAUCCUGGACACAUUGGUGGGCCUCUCCCUGGACUGGGGCGUGCCGGUGUUCUUCCACCUGAGCGUUGACGCGUACUUCAAGCGCCGGGGCUUCCGCAUCUUGCACUUCAGCAGCAACCCUUACUUGCUCGAGUGGUUUGUGGCGCGCAAUGGUCUCCAGGAGAAGGGGACGCUGCUCGAGUACUUCAACAGGGCCUCGAUCAUACUCAACGGCUCGGCCGCAUGUCCGGAAACCGUGGAGAAGGUGCUCCUACUGGACAAUCGAGUACUAUCCGCAGUGGUGCCUUCGCUGAUGGAUCCACGACCUGACUUUGACAUGGAGUACGUUACUUUCCGUCAGCUGGACUUCAUCACCGGCCCUCACCUGUCCGCGGCAGAAUGGUUGCAAGCUUACAUCUGA
Molecule: messenger RNA, 1122 nt
Organism: Dermacentor silvarum
Lineage: Eukaryota; Metazoa; Arthropoda; Arachnida; Ixodida; Ixodidae
Product: neprilysin-1-like
Exons: 5
Coding region: 127-1122 (331 amino acids)
Biological process (GO): protein processing
Cellular component (GO): plasma membrane
Molecular function (GO): metalloendopeptidase activity
Source: RefSeq, a predicted model, not a curated record